UCCAUCAUUUUCAAACUUCUUCCUAUGUUUUUCCUAUUUUUGGCUGCCAUGAGUUUAUCUUUCGCCAGGGCCUUGCUCUCUGUUGUUGCUUCAAAGUCAACAUUUAUACUAUGAGAAGCUUUUUUUUUUUAAAGUAGGCAGCAGCAACAUGAUGCCUCUGCAAUAAAUAGUUUGUACUUUGAAGAACACAAUGUCUUGCAGGCCUGAGCCCAGGGGACCACCGUCCAGUCUGAAGCGUGGCUCUCUCUGCCAUCCCCAUGGUGACAAAACAGAAGAUCUUGGGAAGGAAACGCGCUCCCUGCCUGCGCAGUGAUGUCACCGGCAGCCAAUCCUGCCUCCGCAGCUGUUUCAUAACUGCAACCGCUGGAAGCAGCAGCGUGCGAGAGCCUGCCUGGAGAGGCUGCCAAGGAGGCCAAAGUCCUGUGGAGGGAAGUGGGGGAAGGAGGGAGUGUGCGGAGCACAGAGGGAAAGGCACACGGGGCUUCUGAGACUCCUGCAGGGGUCGUCAUUACCGGAAUUGAAACACACACUUUUUAAAGCUAGCAAAUAACCCAUUGAUCAAAGCAACUGAAGUCGCAGUAGGAGCAGCAGCAACAACCAUCAAACAGCCAUGCCAAAAAAAUGGGAUCAGCCUUUGGAAAUUCAGCCUUUGCACUUGGGAAUCCAGAGAGAAUCGGUCUUGCAAGUGUUUGGAAGUUUGGUGCUUUGCGUGGCCGUUGUGGCUUCUGGAAUCCUGGAUGGUGUUCAGACAGAGACUGGGUUUGAGCACUAUGCUGAACCAACUGUGUCACAAUUGCCUGCUAUCCUGGCUAUGCCUGCCAAUUGCUUAGUCAAUGUGGCCUAUGUACUUCUCGGUUGGUACUGGCUGCCUUCAGAUGGCAAGAAGGAUCGGAUAUACUACUUCCAAGAGGUCUUUGCCCUCAUGGCCAUCGUGUAUGGGCCUGUGCAGUGGGUCCGGCUCUGGACACAGCAUCAUUGGGCAGCUGUCUUGGAUCAGUGGUUGACCCUGCCCAUUUUUGCUUGGGUUAUGGUCUGGUGUCAUUACCUAGAGCAUGGAUGGAAACCCAUCACCUUUCUGGCUAUAGAAGUAACUUCAUUGAUGAGCUACGCUUUGGCAUUGCUUCACCCCCAAGGCUUUGAACUAGCAUUGGGUGGACAUAUAUUCAUAGUUGUUUGGAGAGCAUGGAAAGUGCAGAGGCAUUUUGGUAAUGACAUUUCUUUCCGUAUCUUGGCAUCGGGGAUGCUCUCUUGCCUGGGUUUUGUAUGCCUGAAGCUGUGGGACCAAGAACUGGCACAGUGGGCACUCUUUCGUCGGCUCACAGGCCAUUUUUGGUCCAAGAUCUGUGAUGUACUACAGUUCCACUGUGCUUUCCUCUUCUUGACUCAAUUAAGCAGACGCCAGCUCGGGCCUCUAUAAAGUAACCUAUCAUCUUCGCAAAGCAAAAUUAACCUUAUCACUCAAAUGGUAGAAAGAUACAGUAUUAUUGGAUUUGAAAGAAUACAUAUUGCUCUGACUACUCUAAAUGUACAAGGAGAUAGUAGUUGGUGAGGUGUCCUUGUGGAGAGAAAAAGUGGGACAUAAAUAAAUAAAUA
Molecule: messenger RNA, 1593 nt
Organism: Anolis sagrei ordinatus
Lineage: Eukaryota; Metazoa; Chordata; Lepidosauria; Squamata; Anolidae
Gene: TMEM187
Product: transmembrane protein 187
Cellular component (GO): transport vesicle
Source: RefSeq, a predicted model, not a curated record